UGUGGGAACCAGAACCCCAGAUGAGAAGACAAAAGUUAGAAGAGGUAAAUGGCUUGCCAUGGGCCAUCUUAUAAGAGUCUGUGCCAGGAUUUAAGCUCAAGACUUUGGGAUACCAAAGACCCUGCAUCUUGCCAGUACACCACACUGUUUCUCUUAGAAUCCCACGUUAAUAAAAACAGGCAACAUUGAUUAUGCCAAGCACUGUGCUAUGUGCGUUUCAUGAAUUAUUUCAUCUGAUACUAACAAUGACAACAAGAAAGAGCAACCAUAGGAAAUAGGUGUCACUAUUGCCAUCCCAUCUCAUAGAUAAGGAAACUGAAGUGUAGAAGAAGGAGGUCCACGAAGGUCAAAGAGAGCGUAAGCGGCAGACCUGACGCUUAAACCCAAAUCUCUCUGCCUCGGAUCACAGACUUUAACUACUAGGCAACGCUGCCACCUGGCUGUCAUUUAAAUGAGAACAUUGGAGACCUGGGACUGGGAGAGGGGAGCAGGUUAGCUACAGAGAACUUGUGAAAGUGCUCCAUUUGGCUUUAUCUGUUCAUUCACAACGCAAGGCCUCCCUACAAUAAUUGGAGAUUACUUUAUAUAGUUUGUUUUUCUAACCGAUUUUCUCUCCAUGAGGGCUUGUGAUUGCUUUCUGACCCAUUAUACGUGAGCAUCUCCUCCCCCUUCUGAAUCAUUCAAUGCCUGCCAAGUUUUCCACCCCAGCUGUGGCCAGGGACCAAGUUCUGUUUUGUGCACAGAGAGAACUGAACUUCUGAUCAGAGAGAACUGAACCUGCAAAGUCCCCAUCCAAGACCUAACCCAAGUGUUUCCUAGACAGUACCAGCCAUCUCUUCUCAAGGCAGGUGGUGGCCUGAGAAUUCUGUGCCUGCUUCCUGAGGACUGCUCCACCAUGCAACGGCUGAUGAAGUUCCGAGUCCUCUGGGACAUCCACAGAGCCCGCUGUGGCUUCCACCCUGCCCUUCAGCGCCUGCGCUGCCAGUCUUUAUCGGGAGCUGGAGCCCUAAGAUGGAAUGACAGUGAUACACCUGAGGAAUUUAACUUUGCAAGUGAUGUACUGGACUAUUGGACUCAAAUGGAGAAGGAAGGCAAGAGAGGUCCAAACCCAGCCCUGUGGUGGGUGAAUAACCAAGGGGAUGAAGUGAAGUGGAGUUUCAGAGAGAUGACAGACUUAACCCGUCGUGCAGCCAACGUCUUCACACAGACCUGUGGCCUCCAGGAGGGAGACAAUCUAGCCUUGAUUCUGCCUCGAGUGCCUGAGUGGUGGCUGGUGAUCAUGGGCUGCAUCCGAACAGGGAUCGUCUUCAUGCCAGGGACCACCCAGAUGAAGGCCAAGGACAUUCUCUACCGACUACAAGUGUCUAAAGCCAAGGGCAUCGUGACCACAGAUACCCUUGCCCCAGAGGUGGAUUCUGUGGCCUCUGAGUGUCCUGCUCUGAAAACCAAGCUCCUGGUGUCUGACCACAGCCGUAAAGGGUGGCUGGACUUCCGAUCACUGAUUCAAUCAGGAUCCCCAGUUCACACCUGUAUUAAGUCAAAGACCCUGGACCCAAUGGCCAUCUUCUUCACCAGUGGGACCACAGGCUUCCCCAAGAUGGCAAAGCACAGCCAUGGACUUGCUUUGCGAUCCUUCUUCCCUUCAUGCAGGAAAUUACUGCAGCUGAAGACAUCUGAUGUCCUCUGGUGCCUGUCAGACACAGGCUGGGUUCUGGCUGUCCUGGGGUCCCUGCUUGAACCAUGGACAGCGGGGUCUACAGUCUUUGUCCAUCAUCUGCCCCAAUUUGACCCCAAGGUCAUUGUACAGACUUUAUUCAAAUACCCUAUUACUCAAUGCUUUGCUGCGCCCUCUGUAUUUCGAAUGAUUCUGCAGCAGAAUUCCACCAGCCUCAGGUUCCCCACCCUGGAGCACUGCUGUACUGGUGGGGAGGCCCUGCUGCCCGAGGAGCAAGAGCUGUGGAGAAGACAGACAGGCAUUCUGCUCUACCAGGCCUACGGACAGUCAGAGACGGGAAUAAGUUGUGGCACUCUCCGGGGGAUGAAGAUCAAGCCGGGUUCCAUGGGGAAGGCCAUCCCACCCUACGACAUUCAGAUCAUUGAUGACAAGGGCAACAUCCUGCCGCCCAACACUGAAGGAAACAUUGGCAUCAGGAUCAAGCCUACCAGACCCAUAGGCGUCUUCAUGCGCUAUGAGAGUAACCCGGUGAAGACAGCCGAAGUGGAGUGUGGGGACUUUUACAACAGUGGGGACAGAGCAACUAUUGAUGCGGAGGGCUACUUCUGGUUCCUGGGGAGGGCCGAUGAUGUCAUCAAUGCCUCCGGGUACCGCAUUGGGCCAGCAGAAGUGGAGAACGCCCUGGCAGAGCACCCAGCGGUGGCUGAGUCCGCUGUGGUGAGCAGCCCCGACCCGAUCCGAGGGGAGGUAGUGAAGGCUUUCAUUGUCCUGACCCCAAAAUUCCUGUCCCAUGAUCGGGACCAGCUCACCAAGGAGCUGCAGCAGCAUGUGAAGUCAGUGACAGCCCCGUACAAGUACCCAAGGAAGGUGGAGUUUGUCUCAGAGCUGCCCAAAACCAUCACUGGCAAGAUAAAAAGAAGUGAACUCCGGAAGAAGGAGUUUGGUCAGAUGUAAUUGGCAGUAAACUCAGAAACCACUGUGUGAUGUUGGCCAAAUGCCUGGCGGCCUCAGUUUCCUCACGAUGGUGAGGGUGAGGAGAGGAACGCAGAGAGAGUUGACCUGAAAGAGAGCCAGAAGUGUCAACAUUCCAGCAUUUUUGUCUUUUAAAUUAAUAUCAAUCACUAUCCUUCCUCCAAGUUCCCUGUUCCUUUCAGAUUGCCCAGCUGAGCACUCAGAAUGGGGUUGAAGCAAAUUAAAUACUGACUCAGCAUCCACA
Molecule: messenger RNA, 2891 nt
Organism: Balaenoptera ricei (Rice's whale)
Lineage: Eukaryota; Metazoa; Chordata; Mammalia; Artiodactyla; Balaenopteridae
Product: acyl-coenzyme A synthetase ACSM1, mitochondrial
Exons: 15
Coding region: 896-2629 (577 amino acids)
Biological process (GO): fatty acid biosynthetic process; acyl-CoA metabolic process
Cellular component (GO): mitochondrial matrix
Molecular function (GO): fatty-acyl-CoA synthase activity; fatty acid ligase activity
Source: RefSeq, a predicted model, not a curated record